AUGGGAGGACUCGACGAAGCUUUCAUCCAAGCUCCAGAACACAGACCAACCACUCAUCUCACGAACUCCGGUGAUUUCAUUUUCUCCGACGAGAUCCCGACCAUCGACCUCUCUUCUCUCGGAGAUCCAGACUGCGACAAGACGGCGAUCGCGACAGAGAUUGCAAAAGCUUGCGAGAGAUGGGGAUUUUUCCAGGUGAUCAACCACGGCUUGCCGUCGGAUUUAAGGCGUCUGGUAGAGAAAGCAGCGGCGGAUUUUUUCAAUCUAGCGUCGGAGGAGAAGAGAAGAGUGAAAAGGGACGAAGUUAAUCCUAUGGGUUAUCACGACGAGGAACACACUAAGAACGUUCGAGAUUGGAAAGAAAUUUUCGACUUCUUCUUGCAGGAUCCGACGAUCGUUCCGGCGACUCCGGAGCCGGAGGAUACCGAAUUCAGAAAGCUCACGAACCAGUGGCCUCAAAGCCCUUCUGAUUUCAGAGAGGUGUGCCAAGAAUAUGCAAGAGAAGUUGAGAAGUUAGCUUUCAAGCUUUUGGAACUUAUCUCGCUUAGCUUAGGUUUGUCUGGUGAUCGGUUAAAGGGUUACUUCAAGGAGCAAACAAGCUUUUUGAGGUUCAACCAUUACCCUUCUUGCCCGAAUCCCGAGCUAGCAUUAGGCGUUGGACGACACAAAGACGGAGGAGCUUUAACCGUCUUGGCCCAAGAUAGUGUAGGUGGAUUACAAGUGAGCCGUAGAUCGGAUGGACAAUGGAUCUCAGUGAAACCGAUCACAGAUGCUUUGAUCAUUAACAUUGGCAAUUGUAUGCAGGUGUGGACAAAUGACAAGUAUUGGAGUGCAGAACAUAGAGUGGUAGUGAACACAAGCAAAGAGAGAUUCUCAAUACCAUUCUUCUUUUUCCCAUCGCAUGAAGCCAACAUUGAGCCAUUGGAGGAGCUUAUAAGUGAAGAAAACCCGCCUUGUUACAAAAUGUACAAUUGGGGCAAGUUCUUUGUGUCAAGGAACAGAAGUGAUUUCAAGAAGCUCCAAGUUGAGAACAUCCAGAUUGAUCACUUCAAGGCUUAA
Microthlaspi erraticum is the source of this 1059-nucleotide messenger RNA. The record is from the annotation of a GenBank genome assembly. NCBI's taxonomy places the organism in Eukaryota, Viridiplantae, Streptophyta, Magnoliopsida, Brassicales, Brassicaceae.